Penicillium manginii is the source of this 393-nucleotide messenger RNA. RefSeq lists its product as uncharacterized. The coding region runs from base 1 to 393 and encodes 130 amino acids. The transcript has a single exon. The record is from RefSeq and is a predicted model, not a curated record. NCBI's taxonomy places the organism in Eukaryota, Fungi, Ascomycota, Eurotiomycetes, Eurotiales, Aspergillaceae.
AUGAAGGCCCUCAUUGCGCUCAUCUAUCUCGUGGCAGCUACCUUUGCCCGUUCAAUCGACACCCGUCAAACAACCCAAACCUCCGCCUUGGACGAUUCGAACAGUGCAAAGGUCACAUUUUACACUACAAUCGGAUCCGCCAGCAACCCUGUGCCUGCCAGAUCUCCCCUCGAUAAUAAAGAACGAUCCAUCGGAGAUCUCACGUCGGUUGCACCAAACCGUCAAUCCAACAGAGUUCUCCGGAAUGGAGCCUCUGGAAUGUCGUGCACAAUCUACGGCCCGGCUGGCGAAGUGCUUGCCGUUGUGCAAGACGGUAUGGAGGACCAAUCGUUGUCACCUUCCCAAGCCAAUUAUGCGACGGCGAGCCUUGAAAUCGCCUGCAUAAGGGUCUAG